AUGCCUAGCGUUCCGAACGGCGCCUUCAUCCUAAGCUCCUUUCUUGUCAGCUUUGGGAUCGAGACCCCCGUGCCGGAGUGGCUUCGCAAGCGGGUGGCGGAGCAGAACGACACCUUCAAGCAGCGAUCUCUGGGGAUGUGGCUGCGGAAGGCUCCCACCAGGUGUGCAGACGACGACCUCUAUGAGGGCAAGCGCAAGAUCGGCGACCUCGAGGACUUGGCAGAUUCCAAGUUGGCCCCGGUGGACUUCGGCGCAGGGCCCAAGAAGUGGCUCGAGGUGCAGCGACUGCGGUGGACAGCAGGCGCCUCAAAGAGUAAUUGGCAGAGCUCACUCUUUGACACCACCAGUGCUUGGUCCUCCAUGCCCGCCGAGGUGCUGUACAGCACCUGGCACAUCUUGGCCAUCGAGCCGAGCACUGCGCCCAAGACCUCGGCGGACCUCAAGGUUGGAGACACAGUGAUGGCGGAGAUCCCCAUUGACCACAUGGACGACUUCGAUUCCUACCACCCGGAAGAGUCCACGGAGCAGCUCACGGGCACCGUGCUGGGCUUCGUGGCUGGCAUGGUGCGGCUGAUGCUGGACUCUGGUGAGGAGCAGAUUGUGAAGCGCUCCGCGGUGAAGCCGAUUCAGGACGCUGGCAUCUUCAGCCUCUGGGUGGCCUCAGGGCCCGGCUUGGACGUGCACCGCUGCGAGGUGGUCGCGCGGCGACAUGUGAUCCUGGCCCUUGAGUCCGAGCUCAAGCCAGAGGAGGCUCUCAGGGAGGUGCGCCCUGCGGACCUCGCCCAGGGCCUGCAAGUGCAGAGUCGAUCUGGGAACUUGGGUGUGGUGAACAAUGGCUCGCCGGAGCUGGGCUUAUGCAGCGUUACCUGGCGGGAUGGCUCCACCGAGGCGGUGUUCUGCAAAGAGCUGAUGACGCAGAACGGGCAUGCCACUAAGGUGAAUCGAGACGCGCCCCGGAAUCUGCAGCACCAAUGUAUGGUCGAGCGCGGCCACUCAAAGACGAGAUCCGCACAAAGGACUGCGCAGAGCGCUUGCGUGCAGCGGAUAGCGAAUGCUGAGCAGCUGGGUGUUGAGCGCGGAGGCUGGCUGCAGUUGGGCCUCGAGGCCAGCGGGGUCUGUAAGACCCUGCUGGCUGUGAGGCUGGCUGAGCUGGCUGGGUUGCUUGUCCAGUUGGGCCUCGAGGCCAGCAGGGUCUGUAAGACCCUGCUGGCUUUGAGGCUGGCUGGGUUGCUUGUCCAGUUGGGCCUCGAGGCCAGCAAGGUCUGUAAGACCCUGCUGGCUUUGAGGCUGGCUGGGUUGCUUGUCAUCCAGUUGGGCCUCGAGGCCAGCAGGGUCUGCAAGACCCUGCUGGCUUUGAGGCUGGCUGGGUUGCUUGGCCAGUUGGGCCUCGAGGCGAGCAGGGUCGGUAAGACCCUGCUGGCUUCGAGGCUGGCUGGGUUGCUUGUCCAGUUGGGCCUCGAGGCCAACAGGGUCUGUAAGACCCUGCUGGCUUUGAGGCUGGCUGGGUUGCUUGUCCAGUUGGGCCUCGAGGCCAGCAGGGUCUGUAAGACCCUGCUGGCUUUGAGGCUGGCUGGGUUGCUUGGCCAGUUGGGCCUCGAGGCCAGCGGGGUCUGUAAGACCCUGCUGGCUUUGAGGCUGGCUGGGUUGCUUGUCCAGUUGGGCCUCGAGGCCAGCGGGGUCUGUAAGACCCUGCUGGCUUUGAGGCUGGCUGGGUUGCUUGUCCAGUUGGGCCUCGAGGCCAGCGGGGUCUGUAAGACCUUGCUGGCUUUGAGGCUGGCUGGGUUGCAUGCCCAGUUGGGCCUCGAGGCCUGA
This is a messenger RNA of Effrenium voratum, 1812 nucleotides long. The record is from the annotation of a GenBank genome assembly. Lineage: Eukaryota; Dinophyceae; Suessiales; Symbiodiniaceae.